Molecule: messenger RNA, 4223 nt
Organism: Oncorhynchus kisutch (coho salmon)
Lineage: Eukaryota; Metazoa; Chordata; Actinopteri; Salmoniformes; Salmonidae
Product: XK-related protein 8-like
Exons: 3
Coding region: 74-1369 (431 amino acids)
Biological process (GO): apoptotic process involved in development; phosphatidylserine exposure on apoptotic cell surface; engulfment of apoptotic cell
Cellular component (GO): plasma membrane
Source: RefSeq, a predicted model, not a curated record
GUCACUCAGUGAGCAGGAGUCACAAGUAGCGGCUGUGUUUUUCUUUUUCUUUUCUUUCCCAUUUGAGGGUUAAAUGCUAGAGCAACCGCAAACGUGUGGAAUUGAGGUUUACUCAGUCAUCAUGGAGGAGGACGGGGGAAGCCCUCUCUUCAAGUACCCAGUAUCUGACUUCCUGUUGACAGUCGGUGGUCUGGUGUUCUUUCUCCUGGACGUGGGACUGGACGCGUUGGCGGUGGUGUCUUUUUAUCAGGAAGAGGACUAUGUGUUCAUGGGACUGCUGGUGUUCCUACUCCUAGGUUCCUCAGCCCUGGUCCAGGCUUUCAGCUGGCUGUGGUACCACUAUGACAAGGACGGGACUGAGACCAGGACUGAGAGCCUUGUGAAGAACCUCUGCUCUCUCAAGAUCCUACAUCUUUUCCAGAUGGGAGUCUACCUCAGAUAUGCUGGUGUGGUGAGGAUCUCGAUAUGUGGCUUCUGCUGUGGAAAGCGUUACAUGGGCGGCGAUGCUGUGUAUCUGACCCAUGACCUAAGCCUGCUGCGCCUCAUCGAGGCUUUCUCUGAGAGCACCCCACAGCUUGUCCUCAUGAUCACUAUCAUUGUCCAGAGGGGAGAGGUUGAGCCCAUCACAAUCUUGAAGGCACUUGGUUCAGCAUCUGCCAUCGCCGUCAGUGUGACCAUGUACCACCGUUCCCUGCGCUCCUUCCUCCCUGACAAGGCCAGGCAGGGCUGGUUCUCCUCCGUGGUCUACUUCCUGUGGAACCUGCUCCUUAUUGGUCCCCGUGUGGCAGCAGUCGCCCUCUUUGCCUCAGCCUUCCCCUGCUUUAUCACUGCCCAUUUCCUGUCUUCCUGGAUGGUUCUCUUUUUCUUCGCCUGGCGACUCAAGACAGACUUCAUGGACAGCCCUGGUGGAGAAUGGCUCUACCGGGCCACCAUAGGACUCAUCUGGUAUUUCAGCUGGUUCAAUGUGAUAAAGGGGGACACCAGGUGCCAGAGCACCCUCUACCACACCUGGAUAGGAGUGGAUAUUGGUAUGCUUUGUGGUCUUUGGGUGUGGCAGAUGAAGAAGAACCCUCCAUAUUUUGAACUGCCACUAGAUCCCUAUGUCAUCCUUGGCAUUAUGAUCUCAUUCUACAUUGUUGGGCUCGGUCUUAAGGUGAUAUACUACAAGUACAGUCACCCAAAGAUCACACAGCUGAGAGAAGACGACCGUUGCCUCGAGCCGGAGCCAAGGUCUGAGCCAGAGGAUCUCACCUCAGAUUGCCAUGACGAAGUGGACUCUAGGCUUAUGAGCCAUAGAAUGGGUCCUACAGAACCGGUCAUCAGAGUCAAUAAGAGGAUGAGGAACUUAGCUGAUAACUUCUACUCCUGAAUUGAUCAUCAGAGACCUCCUGAACAUGGAGAAGGCUGUAUGGGCUUGUUUGACAUUGCAGCCGACAUUGCAGUCAGUCUCAAUUAGUCAUUCAGUCACAAUUUACCCACAAUGACUAAAUGGUCUGUCACAUGUGGAGAUGGAAUCCACAUGACAGAUGGUAAUGUGAGCCCUUCCCACACUGGUGAAAAUACCAAGGUCCUUUAAAAAUAUAUAUUUAAACUUUAUUUUGACAGGGAGUCAUGCUGAGACCAAGGUCUCUUUUACAGAUGAAUCUGGAGGCGAAAGAAAGGCACACGUGUUUAGGCGAGGUGCUGGCUAGCGGAGUAGAACACGUGUUUAGGCGAGGUGCUGGCUAGCGGAGUAGAACACGUGUUUAGGCGAGGUGCUGGCUAGCGGAGUAGAACACGUGUUUAGGCUAGGUGCUGGCUAGCAGUGUUUUGUUGUUGUUGGAACAUCCCUUUAAUGGAAAACUUCAGCUCCCCUAAUCGUGAUAUUUAAACUGAAAAUGUAGUUUGCUCACCUGCGCACAUACUCCAACUUCUUUUAGUAAAGAGUUAUUUUAUACCUCCAGCCAAUCGCAAUCACUCUAUUGAGACAUAUAUCAGACUCGUUGAAAAAUAUGUUGGUAAUCUCCUUCAGAACAAAACAGGAGUACAUAUCCUUCCAUAAUUUAUCAGAGAAUGAAACACAAGCUUCGCUUGAUUUACAAUCCGAUACAUCAGUCUUUACCCCCCUGCUGAUAAGGGUGGGUCGGUUGUACUCAUGGAUAGUACAGUUUAUGUAAAGGAGUGUCAUAGACAACUGCUUGACAACACCUCUUACAAGAAACUCAGAAGUGACCCCACUUCCUAAUUUCAGAACACUAUCUUUACUGUCCUAGAUGGGUUUUAAGUUCUGGUCAGAUCACCCAAAAAAAACACGACUUUUUGGUUAUUCAACACCCUAAAAGUGUCACUUUCUAUACUUUGCCGAAAUUACACAAGAAUGUUACAAAACCUGCAGGGCGCCCUAUUGUAGCGGGCAUUGACACAGUAACGGCUCCUUUAUCGCCUUUUGUUGACUUUUUAUUAGACCACUCGCAGAACAGCUCCCCUCCUUUGUAAAGGACACCAGCAGUAUGAUCUCUAUUAGUGAAUCUCUUGAUCCUCUCCCUGAUUGUACUUUGUUAGUUACUUUUGAUGUUGAGUCGUUAUACAGAAUAUUCCACACGAGGGCGUUAUUGAAGCCAUGGAACAUUGUCUUCUGCAACGUGAAUGAAUUACCUUCCAGUGCAUGCAUUAUGACUUUGGCUGAAAUAGUACUCGCACACAACUACUUCAUAUUUCUAAAUUAUUUCUUUAUUCAGAUGAAGGGUACUGCUAUGAGUUUACUAAGGUUUCUAACUACGCUAAUUUGUAUGUGGGUUACAUGGAGAAACAGUCCAUUUUCAACCCUCUCAACAACAAAACAUCUUGUCUAACAUUAUUAUUUGGAAACGGUACAUUGAUGUUUUUGUUCUAUUGAGGGGUGAAGUGAAACAGCUCCAGGCACCUGAGAUUUACUACGCAAUCUGACACGCGUCAAAUGAGUUUGCUUGAUCUUCUGAUUUUGUUUGAGGAUAAUGAUCUAUACACUGAUCUUUACAGGAAACCUACUGAUCGUAACAGUUUCUUGAAAAACAGUUUGCCCUAUAGCCAAUUCUGUCGAAUCAAAAUAAUUUGCAAAAAACAAUCAGACUUCGACAGAAAUAUGUCUGAGAUGCAAAGUAAACUCAAGGAUUCAAGGGUACAAAAAUGGUCGGAUUAAUACUGCCACAAGCAUUUCGCUUGUGCUAAACUAAUCGAGACAUGAGCUUUUUCAAGGACAAGUCUCGCAAAAAUAAGCAUUCUUGCGUUCUAGGCUACCCGCUAUUCAAAGUGUUCAGGAACAAAUUAAGCAAACAUUGGCACUUUCACAAACAUGUGUUUUCGGACCCUCACUUGGUCGUAUUCUCGCGGGGCAGAAAUCUCAGAUAAAUUGAUAAACUCUAAUUCACCUCCCUAAAACAACCCUGCACAACGUCUAUUUGCGCAUCUACCGGAUGGAAACGACAAGUGUAAUGGCUGCGCUCAAUGCAAUGGCAUUUAAAAAUGUAGAUCAAUCAAACACUCCCAAACAGGGAAACAGAUCCCUAUCAAAGGUGUUAUCACGUGCUCCACUAAGGCAGUUAUUUAUCUUAUAUCUUAUCCUUAUGGUAAAAGGAAUGUGGGUAAAACAAAGCGCGAAUUAAAAGUACAAAUCUCGGAGCAUCGUAGCACCAUUAGGUGCAAAAACUCGAUUUACCCAGUUGCGGCUCACUUUUUGGAAGUGAACCACUCGAUUUCGCCCCAACGUUAUAUCGGCAUCGUAACAUGUCACCCCCCCUAGGAGAUUGGGUGACCUCGACAAUUUAUUAAUAAAACGAGAGGAUGCCUGGAUCUUUCAUUUAAAGACCCUUGCUCCCUUUGGUCUCAAUGUAGACUUAGAUCUGAAACCAUUGGGAUUGUGCUACUCAUUGUAAAUGUGUGUAGCCAAAUUGUAUCUACGAUCGUACGCUAUCCAUUCAUGUUUUUUGUAUGUUAUUUUUAUAUCUGGGAAUUAACCAAUGAUAUCAGGCCAUACCCGGACAUGAUUACAGACACCUGUAUGUGUCCUGAGACACUAAACUAGUGCCCCAUAAUGUUUGUCAUUAUACCCUGAUGAAGACAGCUUUUCUGUCGAAAUGUUGGAUAAUUAGGUUAUAAACUGGUUGGUUCAGCACUGAAUGCUGAUUGGCUGACAGCCAUGGUGUAUCAGACCAUAUACCACGGGUAUGACAACAUGUAUUUUUACUGCUCUAAUUGUGUUGGUAACC